Dermochelys coriacea (leatherback sea turtle) is the source of this 2180-nucleotide messenger RNA. RefSeq names its product adiponectin receptor protein 2-like. The transcript is spliced from 9 exons. Gene Ontology annotation, cellular component: plasma membrane. Gene Ontology annotation, molecular function: signaling receptor activity. Lineage: Eukaryota; Metazoa; Chordata; Testudines; Dermochelyidae. Gene Ontology annotation, biological process: adiponectin-activated signaling pathway. The record is from RefSeq and is a predicted model, not a curated record. Bases 297 to 1352 code for a protein of 351 amino acids.
UGGAAGGGAGGGGGAGGCUGGAGCUGAAGGGGGUUGGAUGUAGACUGUGGGAGUUGGGAACCCAGGGCCGUAGGGUGUGGUGUGGGGCAGUGGAGCACAGGGAUGUGGGGAGUAACCUGGGAAGCAGACCGACGGGACCAUGAGGCGGGCAGGCAGGAGCAUCUGAACUGGGCUGUGGGCCUGUGGGGGGGAGGGGCAGCAGCAAAGGCCGGGACCCUCCCCUGGCUCCCCCUUUCCCCUGUGGCAUCCGCACAGGAGGUGGCCCCAUACGUGGGGGGCUGGAGGCGCUGGCAGAGAUGGGACCCCUGCUGGGGGAGGACACUAGCCAGCAGGGGGCGGAGGUGGGGGCCGAGCCAGCAGGCUGGGGGGCUGCUGUGCAGUGGGGAGCUGAGGAGCCAGACGAUGCAGACCCCAUGCGAGUCCUCACGCUGCCGCUCCAGGCCCAGCAAGCCAUGGGGAGGAUGGAGGAGUUUGUCUUUAAGGUGUGGGAGGGGCGCUGGAGGGUCUUCCCCCACGACGUGCUGCCCGACUGGCUGAAGGACAAUGACUUCCUUCUCCACGGGCACCGCCCGCCCAUGCCUUCCUUCCGCGCCUGCUUCCGCAGCAUCUUCCGCCUGCACACGGAGACCGGCAACAUCUGGACACACCUCAUUGGUUCCCUCUUCUUCCUUGUCUUGGGCAUUGGCUACAUGUUCAGCCCAAACAUGAAUUACAGGGCCCCCGUCCAGGAGCGGGUUGUCUUCGGGACAUUUUUCCUGGGGGCCACCCUCUGCCUCUGCUUCUCCUGCCUCUUCCACACAGUGUACUGCCACUCGGAGAGAGUCUCCCGCACCUUCUCCAAGCUGGAUUACUCGGGCAUCACGCUGCUAAUCGUGGGCAGCUUCGUGCCCUGGCUGUAUUACUCCUUCUACUGCUCGCCUCAGCCCCAGCUCAUCUACCUCAUCAUCGUCUGCGUGCUGGGGGUCACGGCCAUCACGGUGUCCCAGUGGGAUCACUUCGCCACACCCCAGUACCGUGCCGUGCGGGCAGGCGUGUUUCUGGGUCUGGGGCUCAGCGGGCUGGUGCCCACCCUGCACUUCAUGCUGGCCGAGGGGCCUUUGCGGGCGGUGACGGCUGGGCAGAUGGGCUGGCUCUUACUCAUGGCGCUGCUCUACAUCCUGGGCGCGGUGGUAUACGCCGCCCGCGUGCCUGAGCGCUUCUUCCCCGGCAAGUGCGACAUCUGGUUCCACUCCCACCAGAUCUUCCACGUGCUGGUGUUGGCAGGCGCUGGCGUCCACCUCCACGGGGUCUCCCAGCUCCAGGCCUUCCGCUCCUCGCUGGGGGGCACCUGCACCAAGAGCACUGUGCUGUGACCCCUCCCCGACCCACCGGAUCCUGCCCCGGGGGGACCUGGCCCCAAGCGAUCAGAUCCCACCCCGGGGGGCGUGGCCCCAGGCGCGGAGCGACCAGAUCCCACCCCGGGGGGCGUGGCCCCAGGCGCGGAGCGACCAGAUCCCACCCCGGGGGGCGUGGCCCUGGGUGCUGAGCAACUAGAUCCACCCAGAGGACAUGGCCUCAGAUGCGAGUGGAGGAGUGCUGCCACGGGAGGCGUGGCCUCUGGCACCGACCAACCAAUCCCAGCCUCAACCAAUCAACCACGCCAGGGGAGGUUGCGGCCUUUAACACCAACUGACCAAUCGCAGCACUGGAUUCACGGUCUCACACGCCAACCAAGCCUGUCCUCAAGCAGCUGAUCACAUGACAGAAGGCGGGACCUCAGAUGACAACUGACCAAUUGGCCCACUAGGAGUGUGGCCUUGGACCCUGACAAACCAAUCCCACCAUGGAGUAGUGAGAUCAGAUCCUGACUGACCAAUUGCCCCAAAUGGGGCGUGACCUAAGACUCUGACCAACGAAUCACACCACAGGGGUGUGGCCUCAGACACCAGCCAACCACUGAUGCCAUGGAGUUGUAACGUCACACAGUAACCAACCAAUCGCACCACGGAGAUGUUACUGCGUUCACUAACUAACCAAUCGCAACAUGGGAGGCGUGGCCUAUGACACAGACUGACCGAUCCCACUUUGGGUGGGCCAAUCGAGCCAUGGGGGGCGUGGCUUUUCUUAAAGGGGACAUUACCUGGUCCCCGGUGCAUCGGGAGCGAUCCCAGACCUCAGGGUCCCUGUCCGAGGGCUCGGGG